This is a messenger RNA of Medicago truncatula (barrel medic), 1566 nucleotides long. Its product is annotated as protein ACCELERATED CELL DEATH 6. The transcript is spliced from 5 exons. The coding region runs from base 1 to 1566 and encodes 521 amino acids. Gene Ontology annotation, cellular component: plasma membrane. NCBI's taxonomy places the organism in Eukaryota, Viridiplantae, Streptophyta, Magnoliopsida, Fabales, Fabaceae. Gene Ontology annotation, molecular function: protein binding. The record is from RefSeq and is a predicted model, not a curated record.
AUGAAUGAAAUUGAGACUCCUAUGGAAAAUACAGUGCUACAUAUUGCAGCUUGGUAUGGUAAUAAUGAAAUUGUGAAUCUUGUAAUUGAACGUGUUCCAAAACUUUUGUUUAAAUUUAACAAAAACAAUGAUAGUGCAUUUCAUGUUGCUGCAAAUGGUGGACACAUUUCAACCGUUGAAAAGCUACUAGCAAAUUAUGUGAAUAUUGAACGGCAUGAUAUAAAAAUGGCAUGGUUAGAAUACACUAAAAAAAAUAAGGAUGACCAAGAAGACUAUGAUGAAAAGUCAAAUAUGGAGGACUUGUUAAAUUUUGUAAAGGAGAAGAAUGUUCGAGGCAACACUAUGUUACAUGAGGCAAUGUUAAGUGACAAAAGCAAUAUGAGCAGGGGUAUGAUUUUCAAAGUUUGUGAACUUUACAAAACUGAAGAUUUGUCUGGAUACUCAUUGGCAAAUUCUUGUUAUGAAUUUGCAUUAGAUAUUAUUAAUCAUGCAAAGGAAUCGGUACUUUUCCUUGCUGUUGUAAAAGGGGACAAGGAUGCAGUCGAACUAAUCUUGAAAAAUUGCCCCCAGAAUGUUAAGCCGGAGGGAUUGUCGCCCGUUGGAGCAGCUAUCCUGAUGCAGAAGCAUAAUAACGCAUCAUAUGGUGGCCAUGUGGAAGUAGUGAAAAAGUUGUUAGAAUAUUGUCCUGAUCCCACAGAGAUGCUUGACACUUCUCAUAAACGUAAUAUUCUUCAUGUUGCAUCAAAAUAUGGAAAAUAUGAGGUGGUGCAAUACAUUCUACAAAGUCAAAUUCCUGGACUUGAUAAGAUGAUAAAUCAAAAAGAUAAUAAAGGAGAUACCCCUUUGCAUUUGGCUGCGAGAUCAUGUCAUCCUACAACUGUGUACUACUUAGUUAACCAAAGCAAAGAGAGAGUGAAACUUGAUUUGGUUAACCAAAACAACGAAACAGCUCUUGACAUUGUUACUACACUUUUUGAGCUUGAUAAAUCAUCUUUAAGACAGCAUCUUACAUGGAUUGCACUUAAAUCUGCUGGUGCACAGAAGAGUAGCACACCAAUAGCAGCAUGUUUAGCUGUUCCAGGUGAAGCAGAAGGAAAAGCACACAGCCUAUGUCAUGCAAUGUUCCAUGCUUUCAUUAUCUUCAUCACAAUAUCGUUGUUCAGUUCCAUUAGUGCUACUAUCAUACUCUUUUGGGCAACACUUGGGUUAACUGAAUUGGUAACUUUUACUCUCAAAAUGGUCAUGCCGCUUCUUGGAAUCGCUCUCAUUUCGUUAUCUUUGGCUUUCAUGGCUAGUCUUUACACUGUUAUUAGUGAACUUACUUGGUUGUCAAAUGUGUCUCUGGUUAUGGCAUUGAUUUUUAUUGCGGUUGUGAUUGCGUUAUAUAUGCUCAGUUUCCUUCCAUCAUCAUCAACUAGCAAGCCAUUGCGUGGAGGGUGUGAAACUAAGUUGAAUUUUCAGGAUGUAAUCAAUUCCAUGGAGAAAGAGGGAGAGAAAGGUGAGUUUGAGUUUGGUGCUUAUGUUGGUAGCGUAAGCAUGAUGUGGGAGGAGGUGGCUGUUAGUUGA